Molecule: messenger RNA, 1512 nt
Organism: Trichoplax adhaerens
Lineage: Eukaryota; Metazoa; Placozoa; Uniplacotomia; Trichoplacea; Trichoplacidae
Exons: 20
Coding region: 1-1512 (503 amino acids)
Biological process (GO): mRNA splicing, via spliceosome
Cellular component (GO): nucleus; spliceosomal complex
Molecular function (GO): zinc ion binding; RNA binding
Source: RefSeq, a predicted model, not a curated record
AUGGAUUCUAUCAUUGAACAACAACGGGGAUAUCAUGAAGAAUUAGAACGCGUCGAAGAUGCCAUGAUUAAAGAAAAUCUUCGUAAAAAGAUAUCGUAUCGUGAUCAAAUCAACAGUCAACAUUACGUCAAGCAAUUACUCGAGCGUGCUACGGAAAUUAGCGAACUAUUGGUGGAAUCUUAUGAAGAUGGAGAUGAGUUACGCAAAGAAGAAGUACAAUCAGUGUCUGGAUCCAACGAAUUUGCUGAAUUUUAUCGACGUUAUAAAUCCUUAAAGGAUUACUAUGCUCGUUAUCCAGCAGACAUUCAAGAACCUAUGCAGUUCGAGUUUCUGAAAAUGCAAGAAGCGUUUGAAUCUCAAUCAGAGGAUGUGCAGAAUCUGGUAACUUUUACCGAUGAAGAGGGCUAUGGAAAGUACUUGGAUCUGCAUGAGUGUCAUGAAAGAUAUAAUAAUCUUAAAGGAUUGGAACAUGUGGACUAUUUAACUUAUAUUACAACCUUUGAUCAACUAUUUGAAGUACCUAAAGAAAAGAAAAACAAUGAUUAUAAGGAUUAUCUAGAUUCAUUACUCAAGUACUUAUUUUCAUACCUUGAGCGUAUCAAGCCUUUACUUGAUCUAGAUAAGGAAUAUGACACUGCUAAAGAAGAUUUCGAAAAUAAAUGGUCACUGGGCACAUUCCCCGGUUGGCCGAAAGAUGCGGGUAGUGCCCUUUCGCGAACUGGAGCUGCCCUUGAUUUAUCAGCGUUUUCUUCAUCUGAGGAACUGAUGUCCCUUGGAUUAGAUAGAUUAAAAUCGGCGCUUAUGGCCUUGGGAUUAAAAUGCGGAGGUACUUUGGAGGAGAGAGCUAAGCGUCUUUUUAGUACCAAAGGCAAAACUUUAGAUCAGAUAGAUUCGUCUCUGUUUACUAAAACGAAAACAGGAAAAGGGCACCAAGAGGGAAGCGAUCGUAAUAAGGAAAUCGCUGGUUUAGAAGCUCAAAUUUAUCACACCUCUGAAUUACUAGGAACACAGAGGUCUCAAACGCGAGAAAAUAUAGAACGUAAAUUGGCACGUACUGCGGAAGAGUUAGAGGAAGAAGAAGAGGUGGAACAAUAUAGUGAGUCGGAAUCUGAUGAUGAUGGUGAAGAAGGUGUAUUGUAUAAUCCUAAGAAUCUACCCUUGGGUUGGGAUGGCAAGCCUAUUCCGUACUGGCUUUACAAAUUACACGGGCUCAAUAUUUAUUAUGACUGCGAAAUUUGUGGAAAUUAUUCAUAUAGAGGACCGAAAGCUUUUCAAAGACAUUUUGCGGAGUGGCGUCAUGCUCAUGGAAUGCGCUGCUUAGGAAUACCCAAUACUGCUCACUUUGCAAAUGUUACCAAAAUUAAAGAUGCAUUAUCACUUUGGGAUAAAUUGAAAGAUUCAAAGACUAAAGAACGGUUUGAUAGCGAUGCUGAGGAGGAAUUCGAAGACUCAUUCGGAAAUGUAGUUAAUCGCAAAGUGUACGAUGAUUUACGAAAGCAGGGCCUUUUGUAA